Molecule: messenger RNA, 2064 nt
Organism: Cercospora beticola
Lineage: Eukaryota; Fungi; Ascomycota; Dothideomycetes; Mycosphaerellales; Mycosphaerellaceae
Product: flavin monoamine oxidase family protein
Biological process (GO): amino acid catabolic process
Molecular function (GO): L-amino-acid oxidase activity
Source: RefSeq, a predicted model, not a curated record
AUGGCUGUCAAGAGUCUUGUUCCCGUUUUUUGUCUGGCUGCCUCUGUAGCUGCCAACGCUAUUUCGAGAUCUACAACCAUUUCUUUUGAUCAUAACAUUGUAGCUGAAGCGGGAGGAGUGCACAAUGUGCAAAUUACUUACAACAGUCCACUGGACGGAGAGCUAUCACUUCACUACGGCUCUUGUGAAUCGCAGACCACCGAUGAUUGUCAUCAUGAAUUGGGCAGGACAUCUGUCGGAACACACGCAUUAGCACGACGACACGAAGCACAUGCUGACCAAAGACCCACGAGAUUUGUCUGGCUCCCGCCAAGCGACAUCACGUCUGGAGGAUGUCUUCAUGCAUUUUCGGGUGCAACGCUCGUCGGACGAUCUUCCCCGGUCACUGUACAAUCAAGGAAGCAGAAGAGAUGGCUGGCAGCUGCCGAUAUUAUGGAUGCAGAGGGACCUUGGUUCGACGGCGUUGCAUAUUUGCAGGAGAAGGAGCCUGAUGAGAGGUUCGUUGCAGCAGCAAAGUCGAAGACUAUUGGCAUUCUGGGUGGAGGUAUGUCUGGCCUAAUGACAUCUCACCUACUGGAAAGCGUCGGCUUCCACAACUGGAAAAUCAUCGAAGCAAGUCAACGCAUUGGCGGGCGUGUGCACACGAGCUAUCUGAAUGGCACCAAACCAAGUGACUAUCAAUAUCAAGAGAUGGGACCCAUGCGAUUCCCAGUCAGCAUUACCUAUGACGAUCCUGCCGAGACCAUUCAAAUCAACGAUCAUCGCAUGGUCUUCCAGCUUGCAGACGAGCUCAACAAGCAAAAUGGGAACAAGUCCGAAUAUGCUGUGAAUUUCAUCCCAUGGAUCCAGUCGGCGGCAAACGACCCGUCGAGCACCUCAAGGCGUAGGCCGGAUGGCACUGUUCCAGGAACGGCAGAAGUCGCAACCAACCCAGCAUACUCCACCAACGCCAACUCCUCCUAUUCGAAUGCCACUGCAGUGACAGAAGCGGGAGCAGCUUACGAUGAAUGGAUGGGCUUGGACAGAGAAGCGUUCCGCGCCAUUGCAACUAAUGUUUACCAAGCGCACAAAUGGAGCGUAGAAAAUGGAUACUUCCAUUUCAGCGAAGCCGGGUAUCUCAACUACGCCCUCGGUCUCGACGCCAACAUUACAGAUCAGGUCGACGACAUCGCAGAUACUGAUGCGGCCUGGGCAUACGACUCCGUAUAUUUCUCUGCCACGGAAUGGCGCACAAUCGACCAGGGCCUCUCCCGUCUUCCCCACGCUUUCACUCCCGCCGUAGAAGGCCGCAUCCAAUACAACACCACCGUACAAGGCCUCUCAUGGAACUCAGAAACCAAAAAAAUGUCCGUCCAAUACCGCAACAAAGACCUCUUCUCCCCAACCCCAGAAUCCCAAGAAUUCGACUACAUCGUCGUCGCCGUCCCCUUCAGCAAAGUCCGCCUCUGGCGUCUCCCCUCCUACACCAACCUCCUCACCCGCGCCAUUGCUCGACUAAACUACGACCCCUCCUGCAAAGUCGCCCUCCACUACAAAACCCGUUUCUGGGAACACCUCGAAAACCCGAUCAUCGGCGGCUGCGGCUCAACCAACAUCCCCCAAAUCAGCAGCAUCUGCUACCCAUCCUACAAAAUCAACUCCACCGGUCCCGGCGUAAUCCUCGGCUCCUACAUCUCCGGCACAGGAGCCCGCUCCGUCGGCUCCAUGACCGAAGAACAACACGUCGCACACGUGCAACGCGCCAUGGUCGAAGUGCACGGCAAAAUUGCCGCGGAACAAUGGACGGGGAAUUACGAUAGGAUUUGUUGGGAGCAUGAAGAAUUUCAAGCUGGAGCUUGGUGUGGGCCGAUUGUAGGACAACAAGAUCUUUAUUUACCGGCUUAUUUUCAUACGGAGAAACAUACGGUUUUUGUGGGCGAGCAUACGAGUUAUACGCACGCUUGGAUUUUUUCGGCGUUGGAUAGUGCUGUGAGGGGCACGACGCAGUUGUUGUUGGAUAUGGGGCUUGUGGAUGAAGCGAAGGAGAUUGUGAAUUUUUGGAUGGCGAGGUGGAUUGAUUUGUAG